AUGGCCAUCUUCCGCCGCCGCCGCCGCCGCUCGUCCAACGUUUCCCCGGACAGGCCGUUUGUCUGUCCGAAUGCAGCCAUACAUCAUCCCCAAUUUGGGGCAGAGCCAUACCUCAGCAACAGGGAAACGUCAGGCAACUCAAGCCAGGUGCAGAUGAGGAUGACGGGCGGCCAAAGCGAAAUGCUGGACAUAGUACAACGCGAAUGCCAGAGCGAUGCCAAGGAAAUAAGAGGUGUGCGGCUGGGCAGGGCCCGUUGGAACGGAUGGGUUGCUUGUCGAGAAAGAACGGGGAACCUAGGCCCCGAGGCCAGGUCUAAGGGAUCAUGGUCUCAUGGAUUCUGGAAUCCGUGCUGCAGCCAGGACGAUCUCCAGUCCCGCCGGCAGAGAAUGAACGAGAAACCCGGUGACAGCGCAGCGCGGGGGCCGUUGGUUGCGCUGAGCUGGGCGCUCGACAGGUUUGCGUUGGUGUCGGAAAAGCUUGGCUUUGAGAAAGGUGAUCAGAUGAGGCGAAGAAGUGCGGUUCAGAAACGUAAUGGAUACAAGCGAGGACUAAUGGAAACUUAG
This is a messenger RNA of Colletotrichum destructivum, 564 nucleotides long. RefSeq lists its product as uncharacterized. The record is from RefSeq and is a predicted model, not a curated record. NCBI's taxonomy places the organism in Eukaryota, Fungi, Ascomycota, Sordariomycetes, Glomerellales, Glomerellaceae. The coding region runs from base 1 to 564 and encodes 187 amino acids. The transcript has a single exon.